Molecule: messenger RNA, 2094 nt
Organism: Branchiostoma floridae (Florida lancelet)
Lineage: Eukaryota; Metazoa; Chordata; Leptocardii; Amphioxiformes; Branchiostomatidae
Product: tRNA pseudouridine synthase Pus10-like
Exons: 18
Coding region: 153-1676 (507 amino acids)
Biological process (GO): tRNA pseudouridine synthesis
Molecular function (GO): pseudouridine synthase activity; RNA binding
Source: RefSeq, a predicted model, not a curated record
CAUCUUGCUGAGUUCAAUGUGUUUGUGAUGGGAUACAAUGUCGCUGGACAGCAGAGUUAGCCUACAUUUCCCAGUUUCAGUAGGGGGUCACAUUACAGCCAACUGCUUUUUGCCCAUCGUCGUUGGAAGCCAGUGGCUGAUGGGAAAACAAAAUGGCGGAAGAACUCAAACAGCUGAAGCUGUUCUCAGAUGUAGCUGCAAUGUUGGCACCUGCCAGAAGCCUGCGUGAGGCUGGCUGCUGCCCCUGCUGUCUGCUCAGGUUCCUGGGAGAGAAAGACUGUCACAUCUACCAAAAAUCAGCUGAGGAGCUUCAGACUGUAGCUCAUAUACUCUGCAACCAACCUCAAGGCAAUGCAGACAGUGCCACAGGAGACAACAAAUGUGUGAACACAGAUGACAUUCCAUGCAUAGCUUGUCUUGGCAUUCUACAGCAUGGCUGUAGUGAGGAAUUCCUUGAUAGGAUCCAGAGUAAAAUGGAGGAGGAAUGUUAUAAAUCCCAACUCUUCAGUUUAUCCUUGAUGACACCCAUACAACUAUUAGUGAGAGAGCAUGCAGUAAUGCUGUUUCUUAGGGAGAGAUUUAGUGACCUGUACACUGGCCAGUCCAUUGAUAAGGUGACAAGCAUGAAGGAUGUGUACAAGUGGAGAUGUGGGCCCAGAUUAAAGGACAAACUGAAUAUGGAGUACCAUCAUCAGGUAGAGAGUCCCUUUCUUAUCCAGUUGAUGUUUGAACACAAGGAGACUGAAACAGAGUGCAGUUUUCUGAUCAGUGCUUGUCCAAAGGUUUUUCCUACCAACUCAAGAAAACGCAAGAGAGAUUCAGAGCAGACUGUUUUGAACAGAACAUCUGUGACAAGAGCCAUCAGCAGCUUGUCUGAGAGCAAGUUUAUGAGUCUGGUGAGGUGCCCACCUGAGAAGGUAGACACUAUGUGCAGGUGCCAGGAGCUCACCUGUUAUCAUGAGGCAGUCUUUGUGGCAGGUCGUUAUAACAAGUACUCGCGGACCCUGAGCCAGACCCCCUGGGUGGUCGAUGGUGAACGGCGGGGUGAAACCUCUGUAUCAGAACUGAUUUGUACCAGAAUAAAGGCUAUGUUCAUGGCACAAGAGUACAGAUUCUCCUCGGCAGGUAGAGAGGAUGUGGAUGUCAGGACACUAGGGAGAGGAAGGCCCUUCUUAGUAGAGUUGAUCCAGCCGCACAUUUCUGAUGUGCCACCAGACAAGAUGAAGUUGCUUCAGCAGGAAAUCAACAGUGGGACAACAGAUAUUGCAAUUAGGGACCUGCAAGUUGUAUCAAGGGAGGAGUCAGGAAAGCUGAAGGUUGGAGAGACAGAAAAGACAAAGUCCUACUCUGCCCUGGUCAGGGUAGAGAAGCCCAUUCAGCCUGAUGACCUCAAGUUUUUAGAAGAGAUCACGGACUUGACGUUGGCCCAGAAAACCCCCAUCAGAGUCAUUCACAGACGACCACUAGCCAGUCGUGAUCGCGUCAUACACAAUAUGUCAGGGGAGUACAUCGACUCACAACACUUCAGACUACACCUCAAGACACAGGCUGGGACGUAUAUCAAAGAGUUUGUCCAUGGAGACUUUGGCAGGACCCAGCCCAGCCUGUCCACUCUCAUGCACAUGGACACUGAUAUCCUGGAGCUGGAUGUGGAGUUUUGUCUUGCAGUCUGUUGAUGUGGACUGGCCCAAGACUAUUGAUGAGUAAACAUCACCAUUUGGAACCAACUGUUACUACAGCUGUGGAAGGAAGGAAGGAAAAGAGAGCAACUCUUUUAAAAGCAAUGUCAAAAUCACAAGUACUCUGCCAAGGCAGUCUAUUAAACAUUCUGAAUCACUUUGGUGUGUGUCAAGUGCUGCAAGGAUGUUGUCUUAUAUAUUCUCAUGGAAACAUCAGAGGAAAAUAUUAGGGAUAAUGAAGUAAAGCUGUUGGAUACAGUUAAGAAAAAAAGUGAAUAAGAGAGAAUCCUUAAACAAAUUGUAUAUAGAAAGACAAACAUAAAUUAUGUUUAUGAUAAGAAUGAAAAAGAGAUUUGAUAAAAUGUGCCUUAAAAGUAUUCUCCCGUUUCAAGUAUAUUAUGUUGACUCCCUAAAU